This is a messenger RNA of Cricetulus griseus (Chinese hamster), 1299 nucleotides long. The record is from RefSeq and is a predicted model, not a curated record. Lineage: Eukaryota; Metazoa; Chordata; Mammalia; Rodentia; Cricetidae.
AUGUCUAUUCUCAAGGUCCACGCCCGAGAAAUCUUUGAUUCCCGGGGGAACCCCACUGUGGAAGUUUAUCUCUACACCUCAAAAGGUCUCUUCAGAGUGUCUGUGCCCAGCAGUGCCUCCUCCGGGAUCUACAAGGCCCUACAUCUACAAGAACUCCGGGACAAUGAUAAGACGUGCUACAUGGGGAAAGGUGUCUCAAAGGCUGUUGAGCACAUCAAUAAAACUAUUGUACCUGCUCUGCUUAGCAAGAAACUGAACGUUGUGGAGCAAGAGAAGAUCGACAAACUGAUGAUUGAGAUGGACGGCACUGAGAAUAAAUCUAAAUUUGGUGCAAAUGCCAUCCUGGAAGUGUCCAUUGCUGUCUGCAAAGAUGGUGCCAGAGAAAAGGAGGUACCCCUGUACCGUCAUAUCGCUGACUUGGCUGGUAACCCUGAAGUCCUUCUGCCCGUCCUUGCUUUCAUCGUGAUCGAUGGUAGUUCCCACGCUGACAACAAACUGACCAUGCAGGAGUUCAUGAUCCUCCCUGUAGGGGCUUCCAGCUUCCAGGAAGCCAUGCGCAUUGGGGCAGAGGUUUAGCACAACCUGAAAAAUGUCAUCAAGGAGAAAUAUGGGAAAGAUGCCACAAGCAGUGAGGAGGGCGGGUUCAUGCCCAACAUCCUGGAGAACAAAGAAGCUCUGGAGCUGCUGAAGAAUGCAAUCUGGAAGGCGGGCUACACGGACCAGGUUGUCAUCCGCAUGGAUGUGGCUGCCUCUGAGUUCUUCAGGUCUGGCAAGUAUGACCUGGACUUCAAGUCUCCUGAUGACCCGAGCAGGUACAUCACACCUGACCUGUGUAAGUCCUUCAUCUGGGAGUAUCCAGUGAUGUCCAUCGAAGACCCCUUUGACCACGACGACUGGGAAGCCUGGAAGAAUUUCACAGCUAGUGCUGUCAUCCAGGUGGUUGGGGAUGAUUUCACAGUAACCAACCCUAAGAGGAUUGCCAAGGCUGUCAGUGAGAAGUCCUGCAACUGCCUGCUGCUCAAAGUCAACCAGACUGACUCUGUGACCCAGUCUCUGCAGGCAUGGAAGCUGGCUCUGUCCAAUGGUUGGGGCGUUAUGGUGUCCCAUGGCUCCGGGGAGACGGAGGACAUUUUCAUUGCCGAUCUCGUGGUGGGGCUCUGCACUGGGCAGAUCAAGACUAGUGCCCCUUGCGGAUCUGAGCGUCUGGCCAAGUACAAUCAGAUCCUUAGAAUCGAGGAAGAGCUGGGCUGCAAAGCCAAGUUUGCUGGCAGAUGCUUCAGGAACCCCCUGGCCAAGUAA